Molecule: messenger RNA, 2000 nt
Organism: Carassius carassius (crucian carp)
Lineage: Eukaryota; Metazoa; Chordata; Actinopteri; Cypriniformes; Cyprinidae
Product: cysteine protease atg4da-like
Exons: 12
Coding region: 158-1561 (467 amino acids)
Molecular function (GO): protein-phosphatidylethanolamide deconjugating activity
Source: RefSeq, a predicted model, not a curated record
GUUACAGUCAGGCAGUGGCGUCGUGGUAUAUCUGUAACUUACUGCGCUAAGUUUCCAGCUAAAAUCUUGCGUUUUUCACAAUGGCAUAACAGUUAAAGCUACUUCUAAGCAGGGAUUCAGAGUCUCCGGGCGUCAUGGCAACAGUAUCCCAGGGAUCAUGGAUGUGAGUGAUGAGUUUGACAGUGAGACGGAGGCCACAGAUGACCUCGCGUCGUUUGAGGUGGUCAACCUGUCGAACCCGGGCCUGCUGGAGCUGGGCACAGACGCUGACGGACACGUCCAGGAGUCAAAGGACAGGACCAAGCUCAAAACAAAACUCAUUUCAGCAUGGAAUAAUGUCAGAUAUGGAGGCUGGUCUCUGAAGAGCAAGCCGCGUCUCAGUAAGAGCAUCCCCGUGUGUCUUCUGGGACAGUCCUAUCAGCUGAGCUACAGCGGAGAGCGGGAGAGUUUUCGGCGGGCGUUCUCCUCUCUGCUGUGGAUGACCUACAGGAGAGGUUUCCCACCGCUGGAUGGCUCGGCGCUCACGUCUGACGCGGGAUGGGGCUGCAUGCUCCGCAGCGCACAGAUGCUGUUAGCUCACGGACUAAUGCUGCACUCGAUGCCCGCGGGCUGGACGUGGCCUGUGACGCAUCAUCAGACCAAAGAUGACCUGGAGGUGGUGGACGCUCACGUGCUGGACGGUUCCCUCAGAGAGAGCCGGCGCGACUCAGGAAAGCAUCGCAGACGCAGUCUGGGAACCACGCUAGACUGUGAGACUCACGAGGAGCAGACUCACAGGAGGAUCGUGUCCUGGUUCGGCGAUCUGCCCUCCGCCCCGUUCGGCCUGCACCGGCUGGUGGAGUUGGGCAGGGCCUCUGGGAAGAAAGCGGGCGACUGGUACGGACCGGCCAUCGUGGCCAACAUACUGCAGAAGGCUGUGGCAGCGUCCGAGGUGUCCGAUCUGGUGGUGUACGUGGCACAGAACUGCACAGUGUAUGUUGGAGACGUGUUAAACCUGUGCGGGACGUCCCGUACAGAUCUCUCAGCGAGCUGCAGGUCUGGCUGGAAGUCGCUGGUUCUGCUGGUGCCUGUGCGUUUGGGCUCUGAUAUGUUGAAUCCGGCUUACACCCGAUGUGUCAAGAGGUUGCUGGAGCUGCGGUGCUGCAUGGGAAUCAUCGGAGGGAAACCCAAACACUCGCUGUUCUUCGUGGGAUUCCAGGAUGAUCAGCUGAUCUAUUUGGAUCCUCAUUACUGUCAGGCUGCUGUAGACGUCCAACAAGACAACUUCCCUUUAGAGUCGUUUCACUGUAAAACUGUCAGGAAGAUGCCGUUUAACCGCAUGGACCCGAGCUGUACGGUGGGUUUUUACGCCAGAAGCAGAGCGGAUUUCCAGGCUCUGUGCUCAGACGUCACUAAGGCUCUGACAUCAUCCGAUGAGAAGUACCCCAUCUUCACCUUUGUGGAGGGUCAUAGUGAGGAGGAGAUGAGCUGUACGUCAGACUCAUUCACUCACAUGGAGUUCAAAGACAGGCCAGGCCGAAUCAAAAAGAAAAGCUGUUUGGAGGAGUUUGUGCUCCUGUGAUGCACAGACUCUAUUUCCUGUUUGGUGCUCCAGUACUUCCUCCAGUUUCAGUCAUGUGAUCAAAACUUCCACACUCACUUGGAGUAUUUUGUCUGUCUUUGAGUGUUUUUUUACAAACUGCUGCUGUUAUUUUCUUGUUUUUCUGUAGUUGUCGUGUGUAAAGGCACCAUACAGGAGGAUGUGAAGAGUUCGCUGAGCAGGUGGCUAAGCAGAUUACAUGUGUUUGGUGUGAUGUUAAUGACAGCAGACAGUGAGGCUCUCAGACAGACGAGGUGCAGACGUUACUCUUUGACAGGCAAACAUGGGAUUUGGCUGUUGUAAACACUGUGAUUUAGUAUCGUUUUAUCUGCAUUUUGCUGUUUGUCUAACUACUGUAUAAACUGAGAGCUUUUAUUUUCAUGUUAAUUUUUCAAAGAUAAAGUAAAAUAUUUUAUAUCAA